AAGGCUACAAAUUUCAAUUACAAGCUCUAAUGUGUGUCCUGCGCGCUCUGUAACCCGUGUCAGUCCUUCCUGGCCCGCCAGACGAGGCAGAUCUUGCAACAAGAAAGGGGGGAGUGAAGGGAAGAAGCUGCACAAGUUAUCCAAGUGCUGGGAGAAAUUUAUUAUUUUUGGGGAGAGUGGGACAGAACAUUGGGGGAUUCCAUGGAUUCUCACAGUGCUGGACUCUGAUCCCUGGCCAGUUGUCAUAGGUUAUCCUGGUGUCUAUGCUGAGCCCAGAGCUUUGCUCUCAGUCUAGAGGGUGGCUGUGUUCAGGGCUGGCUGUGGGAUUCAGACUGGGAGUAGAGGAGAACCGUCGGCUGAGCACACAGAGGAGGCAUGGCAGACAAGAGAAGGUCCCCCUGCACUAUGAGUCUCAAGGCUCACGCUUUCUCGGUGGAGGCUCUCAUUGGGGCUGAGAAGCAGCAGCAGAAAAAGAAACGCAGAAAGCUGGAGGAUGGACCCGGGGAGAGGGGCUUGACGGAGGGAUCUGAUCUGCCCCCUGGACAACUACAGCCAUCCGGUGCCACCGAGCUGGAUCACUCUGUGUGCAACUUGCUUGGGUCCUCUCCCAGUGAGGAUGCCUAUGGUCCGGCGAAGGCAGCUGCUGGCACGUGUAGCUCUCCCAUGUCCUCCCCGGUGAUGGCGGCCCCCGUGGUAGCUCCUCCUGUGGCCCGCGUGGACCUGCAGGGUGCAGAGCUGUGGAAGCGCUUCCAUGAGAUUGGCACCGAGAUGAUCAUCACCAAGGCCGGGAGGAGGAUGUUCCCAGCCAUGAGAGUGAAGAUCUCAGGGUUGGAUUCACAUCAGCAAUAUUAUAUCGCCAUGGAUAUUGUACCGGUGGAUAAUAAGCGAUAUCGCUAUGUGUACCAUAGUUCAAAGUGGAUGGUAGCUGGUAAUGCAGAUUCCCCGGUACCCCCACGUGUGUACAUCCACCCAGACUCCCCUGCGUCAGGAGAGACCUGGAUGAGGCAAGUGAUCAGCUUUGACAAGUUGAAACUUACUAACAACGAGUUGGACGACCAAGGCCACAUUAUCCUUCACUCAAUGCAUAAAUACCAGCCACGUGUCCAUGUCAUACGAAAAGAUUGUGGUGAUGAACUUUCGCCAGUGAAGCCUAUUCCUUCAGGAGAAGGGGAGAAGGCAUUCUCAUUUCCAGAAACCAUAUUUACUACUGUUACGGCAUACCAAAAUCAACAGAUAACAAGAUUAAAGAUUGACAGAAAUCCAUUUGCAAAAGGAUUUAGAGAUUCAGGACGUAAUAGGAUGGGAUUAGAAGCUCUGGUUGAGUCGUAUGCCUUUUGGAGACCAUCGCUUAGGACUCUCACAUUUGAAGAUAUACCGGGAAUCCCAAAACAAGGUGGUCCUGGAACAUCUUCCUUACUAUCAGGAUCUGGAACUAACCAUCCUCAUCUUCUGCCUGGUUCACCUUGCUCCUCUCCUGCCUUCCACCUUAGUGCGAACACCAGUCAACUCUGUGGACUUUCUCCAGCAGAUUAUUCAUCUUGUGGGCGAUCUGGCCUUGCACUUAACAGAUAUAGCUCUUCAUUAGCUGACACUUACAGCAGACUUACAAACUCUUCAAGUGAAACAUUUGCCACUCCAAGGACCCCUUCAUAUGUUGGGAUGACAACCUCUUCAACAGUUAACAUGUCCAUGGCUGGAAGUGAUAGUGAUGCUUUUGGAUGUCCACAAACAAGUUUAUCAAUGCAAAUUUCAGGAAUGUCUCCUCAGCUCCAGUACAUCAUGCCUUCUCCAACAAGUAAUGCGUUUGGUAACAGCCAGACCCACCAAUCACCCUACAAUGCAUUUAGACUACACAGCCCUUGUGCUUUGUAUGGAUACAACUUUUCUACAUCUCCAAAACUGGCCUCUAGCCCUGAAAAAAUUGUCUCUUCACAAGGAACUUUUCUGGGUUCUUCUCCAAGUGGAACUAUGACUGAUCGGCAAAUUCUCCCUGCUGUGGAGAGUGUGCACCUCCUCGGUAGUGCAGGACAACAAAAUUUCUUUGACUCUAGAAGCCUGGGGAGUUUAACUUUGUCUUCUUCUCAAGUAUCUGCACAUAUGGUUUGAUGGAGUGUGCAUUACAAGCACAUUUUAAUUUUAAAUAACAAACUUUAUUUUCUUAUAUUUUAUGAAAAAUGCACUAAAUGGCUCCUGAUAAUCAUUUUUUCCCAUUUCAGUUGAAUUUCACACAUAUAUGUAAAUGUUUUCAUUCACUAAUAGAAUUAAGGCUAUUCAAAACUGAAUAAGGUGAUUUUCAACAAGAUGGGUAAACCAACUUCUUUGUUUUCACUUAUUUACUGAAAGGCUUCGGUAAAAAUAUAUAUAGCAAUGUUUUUUUUCCUCUCUGUUGGAGAGUGGUACAAAAUUUCAUAGCACUGUGGAAAUUAAUAAAUAUAUAUCUGCAAACGCUUUCUACAAAUACAUUUCAUCCUUAUGUCUUUCGGUACUUUGAUGAGGUCUUUAUUGUUCAAUGGCCUUAUUCUGGUAUAAAAUUCCAUAUCAUUAAUAGCAAUUAAAAUAGACUACUUAAAGCAAUGGGUUUUCAGAAUUAUUCCAACAAUUGUUUGUGGCUUUAUUUAGGAUUGUAAAUACUGUAAAAAAAAAAAAAAAAAA
Messenger RNA from Pelobates fuscus (common spadefoot toad), 2652 nucleotides. It is a transcript of the gene TBX18, whose product is annotated as T-box transcription factor 18. Bases 376 to 2106 code for a protein of 576 amino acids. Gene Ontology annotation, molecular function: RNA polymerase II cis-regulatory region sequence-specific DNA binding; DNA-binding transcription factor activity, RNA polymerase II-specific. NCBI's taxonomy places the organism in Eukaryota, Metazoa, Chordata, Amphibia, Anura, Pelobatidae. Gene Ontology annotation, biological process: regulation of transcription by RNA polymerase II; cell fate specification; positive regulation of DNA-templated transcription. The transcript has 8 exons. The record is from RefSeq and is a predicted model, not a curated record. Gene Ontology annotation, cellular component: nucleus.